Messenger RNA from Paramuricea clavata, 2059 nucleotides. The record is from the annotation of a GenBank genome assembly. NCBI's taxonomy places the organism in Eukaryota, Metazoa, Cnidaria, Anthozoa, Malacalcyonacea, Plexauridae.
AUGAAGAAAGGCGGUUCAAUAACUUACGGCGGUCAAAGAAUCGCAGAUUUAGAAGACACACUUCUCGACGCUACAGGCGACGAAGCCAGUGAAGAUGCCUAUGCACAACUCAUAAUCAAGCUCAACAAACAUUUUCUAGCAAAGACGAACAAAGAUUUUGCGCAUGCUAGAUUUCAGUUCGGAAAUCUGACGCAAAACCACGAUGAAUCGCUUGUUCGAUACUAUACACGCAUCAGGGAAAUAGCAAAGAAAUGCAGUUUCUCAAACGAGAGCGAAGCUAUUCGAGACCACUUAAUAAAAACAAUGACGAACAAUGUUGUACGCAUCAAAGCAAUACGCAAGAAUUGGACGCUCGACCAAAUUCUAGAAGAAGCUGAGUUGGACGAGGAAACCCGAACACAAGCUAAAGAGAUGGAGAAGAAAGUAAAUUCAGACGAAACAAUCAAACGAGUCAUAAAUUAUCGACAACAACGACAACGACCUUCGUCUCAGAUUUUCCGUGAACAAAGCACAUCAUCGACCCGUGAAAAAACAACAAAUCCUUGCAACCGUUGUGGAUAUGACCGAGCUCACAAACAAUGUCCAGCAAUGGGAUCUCUUUGCAAUGCAUGUGGUAAACGUAACCACUACGCCAAAGUAUGUCGAUCGAAGCCCGCAUAAAGAUUUUCAAAUGGCAGACGACAACGACAAUUCGAAGGCAAAGACACAAGAGACACACAACAAUCAAAAUCAGGAGAAAGAAAUCGGAGAGACAGGAAAAUGUUAGAAACUAAAAAUGUCAAGCAUAUUACCUACAAUAGAGAUCGAAGCCCGAGUACAGAAAGCACAUGGCCAGAAAUGAAGGACAGUCAGCGAAAUGUAUUGCGGGCGCCAAAAUUCGCUAAAUUCUGCAGCGUCAGCAUAUUACAAACAGACAUUAAAGGCGUCUCAAGCGAACUUCGGAGCUAAUUUUAUAUCAGUUAAAGACUGUGGCGACUAUUUCCUUAUUUACAAUCUUUCAAUUGAUUGAACACAAUAGUUUGUAAGUCCAAAACUACAAAAGUACAUCAAAAUAUAGUGAAUUUCACGGGAUUUAAGUUUGACUUUGACGCGAUUUUUUCCCUAUUUUGGAGCCCCCUGUCCUUUAUAAACAACAAUCAGCGGUUGUACGUACAAAUGUUUUCAAAAUGGUUGACAAGAACCCACGACGACGCUUUUAAAACGUUCAAAGUUUUGGGACUUCGCUGUGCUUUGUCCAAAACACUUGGUAUUAGCUUACAGUUCUCAUGAAAUACACGCUAUUUUAAAUGCGUUUGGCGGAGCGCGUACAAGUUAAAAUGAAUCUAAAUCAAUACAAAAGGAGAGAUCAACUGUCGUACAAGAAAUGUAGACGUAAAUAAUUCGUCUUCGAGCUCUUAGAGCAACACCACACUGACCUCAACUUGGUAAACAAUGGGGAUUUUACUGUACUUAAUAGGAGUUUACAUUGCGAGAUUAUACUGUAAAAUUGAGUUACUCGGGCGGAAUAAUGGCAAAUCGUGACACAUCAAGAGUUUUGGGGAUUACUCGUCGAGGUAAUUUGUACAUUUCUAGACGUAAACACUUUGAGAAUUAUAUUUUGUUUCUGCAUGCGCAUCGCAUUUGUAUGAUUAUAGUAUUAAUUCUUAGCAUUUCCGCCAUCUUGAAUUCGCAAAAUUGGUCAGUUGUGCGCAUAGUUAGCAGCCAAACUGUCCCAAAUUUCUGGCCAUGAGCACAUCAAGUGAGAGCUAGCGACUUGGUAAACCACUUAAAGAUACACAGGACGACAGGGGAUGAAACGACUUUAUCCUGUGUUGUUUACAUAAAUGGUCAUAAAACACUCGUUGAACCAGACACAGGUGCAGACUCUAACAUUAUGGAUGAAAUACAACUUCAAGAGUUGAAAACCAAGUCACCAGAGAUACGUCUACCGGUUAAAGGCGAAUGCAUUGUGAACAUUGAAAACGAGACACGCAUAACACAAGCACCAUUGGUUAUCAUUAAAGGGAAAAUCAACUCCUUACCUUUACUUGGACGAACAACCCUAGAAGAACUGGGCUAG